Molecule: messenger RNA, 2067 nt
Organism: Apiotrichum porosum
Lineage: Eukaryota; Fungi; Basidiomycota; Tremellomycetes; Trichosporonales; Trichosporonaceae
Gene: GEM1
Product: ERMES complex Ca(2+)-binding regulatory GTPase gem1
Exons: 8
Coding region: 1-2067 (688 amino acids)
Biological process (GO): mitochondrion organization; small GTPase-mediated signal transduction
Cellular component (GO): mitochondrial outer membrane
Molecular function (GO): GTP binding; calcium ion binding; GTPase activity
Source: RefSeq, a predicted model, not a curated record
AUGCCGCGACGGGAACUCGUCCGCAUCGUGCUUGUCGGCGACGACGGCGUCGGCAAGAGCUCGAUCAUCACAUCUCUCAUCAAAGAGUCGUUUGUGCCCAACGUUCAACAUGUCGUCCCAGAGGUCACCAUCCCACCAGAGGUUACUCCGGAGAACGUGACUACCUCCAUUGUGGACACAUCAUCCGACCCCCGCUCGCGUCCACACCUGCUGUCGCAGCUUGGCCGCGCCCACGUCAUCUGUCUGGUGUACUCAAUCUCCGAGCCGUCCAGCUUUGACCGUGUGGCCGAGUACUGGCUGCCUCUGUUCCGCAAGGAGGGCAUCAAUGUCCCCGUUAUCCUUGUUGGAAACAAGAUUGACCUGCGCGGCGGCGAGGUCACAAACCAGGCGCUCGAGGAGGAGGUUGCGCCACUCAUGCGCGAGUUCAAGGAGGUCGAGACUGUGGUCGAAUGCAGUGCGCUGCUCCCCCUGAAUGUUUCCGAGGUCUUCUACUUCGCCCAAAAAGCUGUUCUUCACCCAACAGCACCUCUCUACGACUCGCGCGAGCACAUCCUCAAGCCCAAGUGUCUCGAGGCAUUGAAACGCAUCUUCAAGAUCAGCGACGUCGACAAGGACGGCUUGUUGAAUGCUGUCGAGCUGAACCAGUUCCAGCAGCGAUGCUUCUCGACUCCUCUCCAGACACAAGAACUGGAAGGUAUCCUCGAUCUUGUGCGCGCGUACGACCCAGCAUCCGUCCUGCCAUUACCCUCUCCGUUGACUGCACCAAACACACCCCUGCACGAAGGCGACCCAUGGCCCAGCCAUAUGUCUCCGACGCCGGAGGGUCUCACAGAGCUCGGGUUCCUGUACCUGCACACCAUCUUUAUCCAGCAGGGUCGAAUGGAGACAACAUGGACCGUGUUGCGACAGUUUGGCUAUGGCGAGUCGCUCGACCUGCGUGAAGACUUCCUGUCCCCUCGCUUUGAUGUUCCUUACGACUGCUCCGUCGAGCUGAGCCACCUGGGCAACCAGUUCCUCACCGAUAUUUUCGAGGCGUACGACAAGGACAAUGACGGCGCUCUGUCCCCCUCUGAACUGGACGACCUGUUCUCCACGUCGCCCGGAAACCCAUGGCGCGCACAGGGCUUCCCCGACACGACCAUCACAGACGACCAGGGCCGCGUGACUCUCCAGGGCUGGCUCGCACAGUGGUCCAUGACUACCCUCCUCGACCCAAAGCUCACACUCAACUACAUGGCCUACUUGGGCUUUUCGUCUUCACCUGCCGCGGACCUGCCGUGCGUUGCAGCUGUCAAGAUUACCCGCCCGCGCAAGGCCGACCGUCGCGCUAAAAAGGUCACGCGCAACGUGUUCUUGUGCUACGUCCUUGGCGCAACAGGGUCCGGCAAGACGUCGCUCCUGCGCUCGUUUGUGCACAAGGGGUUCCGCGGUGGCGAGGACGGCAUGUCAGCGUAUGAGCCGACUACAAAGGUGCUUUCAGUGGUCAACAGCGUCGAGAUUGAAGGUGCCGAAAAGUACCUUGUCCUCCAAGAGUUUGGAUCAAAGUAUGAGUCUGAAAUGCUCCGCAACACCAAGCGUCUCGACCAGGCAGACGUCCUCAUCUUCAUCCACGACUCGAGCGACACAAAUUCGUUUUCAUACAUUUCCAACUUGCGUCAGCAAUACUCCCUCGACCACAUCCCUUCCAUCUUUGUCGCCACCAAGUCUGACUGCGAUCUGGCGCAGCAGCGCCACGAAGUGCAGCCAGACGUCUACUGUCGUCGGCUGGGUCUUCCGGCCCCGCUGGCUGUGUCGGCGCUCUCGGGGCCCCUGCCCAACCUGUGGGUGGCCAUCACGCGCGUUGCGCUCUCGCCACAGUCAUACACGCCCCGAGGACCCAGUUCGGCCCUCAGUUCAGCGCAGAGGAUGCGCUCGUUGGCACUGUAUAGCUUGGGAGCGAGCAGCAUUGUCGCGCUGGCCGGCGUGUGGAUGCGGUACCAAGGGUACACGCUCAGGGGGGUAUGGGGCUGGAUCGCAAGGACGACGGGGAUCUUUGCAACGACAGGGGGCGGGGGUACGUCGAGGUGA